Tigriopus californicus is the source of this 804-nucleotide messenger RNA. RefSeq lists its product as uncharacterized. The record is from RefSeq and is a predicted model, not a curated record. Bases 96 to 632 code for a protein of 178 amino acids. NCBI's taxonomy places the organism in Eukaryota, Metazoa, Arthropoda, Copepoda, Harpacticoida, Harpacticidae. The transcript is spliced from 3 exons.
CAGUCCCCUACGGAAGUUUGUUCAGAAAUAGACAAGUUGAUUUAAGGGUUCUACUAAUCGGAAGUUUUGUGUUCUCCUUCAUACAGUUUAGAAAUAUGCUCAAAUCAGGAUCCAUUCAAUCGAUUUCUGUUUUUGACCAAUGCGCGGGAACGGCCAAAUUCCAGGAAUUCGUUACAAAUGAACAUCUAUCUUGCAAUGACAUGGGAAAGGCCAAAGGCAAAGGCAAAGGCAAAGGCAAAGGCAAAGGCACGGCUACCUCGGAGAUUGAUCAUCCAGCUUCAUGCCAAGGUUUCGAUUGUGACAUGAUGUUGGAUGAUAAACUUUUCACUGGAUUGGCCUUGCCACAAACAUCUAUCCGAUUCGACCUUGGAGGAUCUGUCCAAGAUAUUCAAUCUGUGUUACUUCAUUUCGAACCUAGGACCAGUAUUCCCAAGCAUAUGUUGUUGACCAAUUGUGAUGCUCAAUCUCAAAGGUUCGAUUUGGAGGCUAAAUCUAUUUUCAUCUUGAUCCUGGAAGAAUCGUGGGAGACGAGUUGCAUGGACGUGACAUUUGGACCCGAAAAAUAUGUUCAUGAUCCGAGCAAUGACAUUGUCGUGGUUCAGGGCAUUUUUUGGGUCAAUCAGUUGUGCUGAAGUUUGUCGUUAUGAGGUACAUUUUCGCAUAAUAAACGAAGCUCCUUCAAUUUCUUGUUUAUUUUUUAAUGGAAUUUUAUUCAAAAAGCGAGAUCCCGAAAUCCGUUUGGCAGUCAAUUGAUAGGCACAAUCGUAAAUACUUGGAAAAGCUGUUAAGAUUUACCUCAGUCAA